AUGAAGGAGGACACGUGCGUGCUGUGCAAGACGGUAAUGGACAGGGUCAUCGUUUGCGAGACGGAAAACAUCAGGCCUUUUGAGGAGUUCCAGAUUUGGGGAGAUAACGCCGGGCCGGAGUACGACUGGGACGACAAGUCUCGAAUUUUCCUCCCUAAGGCAUACAACAAAAAAUUCGUCAGGCCUCUACAGAUCUGCCUCAAGAACCGUAAGGUGUUUAUCAUGGAGCAGGUCCGGUACACCAACCUCGAGCUGCAGCAGCACAUCGUGUCGGGGGACCCGCAGCUGGGACAGUCGGGACACCCCCGGUGUGAGUUCUGCAAGACUCGCUUCUACGACGCGGCGCAACUCCACGACCACCUGGUGAAGGACCACUACUCGUGCCACAUCUGCGAGAAGCAAGGCAUCCUGCACAAGUACUACAGGGACUACACGGACCUCGAGCGGCAUUUUCGUUCGGAGCAUUUCUUGUGCGAAGAGGAAGAAUGCUUGCAGAAGAAGUUUGUUGUGUUCGACAGCGAGAUCGACCUCGCCGCCCACACCCUUCAGAUGCACCCCCACAAGCCGAUCAAACGCCAGAUACAGGUGAACUUCAAGGUGAAGAGGUCUAACUGGGAUGGCACCGGGGACGAAGAGAAGGAUGCCGAGGAGAAGAAGCAGGACGAGGAGGUGCACGAGUGGACCUAUGAGGGAGAGAUCGGGGACCAGACGCAGCCCCCAGAGGUCCUAGCGGCGAGGCGCGAAGCUGCCCGCCGGGCCGCCCGCGACGGCGGGAUGAUCGGCCUUCCCGCCCCCGCCCCCGCCCCCGCCGCGGCUGCCGAUAACUUCCCGACCCUCUCCGGCGGCGGCGGCGGCGGGGGCGGCGGCGGCGGCAGAGGGGGGGGAGGGUCUAGGUCGGGUUGGGCCGGCCUUGCGAGCUCAACACGCCCGCGCGCGGAAGACUUUCCCGCACUGGGGGGUAGGGGGGGUAGAGGUGGUGGUGGCGGGUCGACGUUUAGGUCGGCCGUAGAGGCGUAUCCUACCAGGGCGCAGGAGAUUGCCAUGUCGGGGGCGGGGGAAGGUGGUUGGUGCUUCGACUACCCCAUGCCUCCCUCGGAGCCGACGGGAGGAGGAGGCGGCGGGGGAAGGGGGCGAGUUGCCGGGAUCGGGAACAUGAAGCUAAAGGUGGACAAGAAGGCAGAAGCGGUAGUAGUCGAGGACUUCCCGCUAGCGCCUGGAAUGAGAGCACCACCUCCUUCAGCCCAGGCCGGCCCUAUCGCCGCCGCCAACUCCAGCGGUCCAACCCUAGCGCAGUCUAUCGCCGCACGGCAACAACCGCAGCCACAGCAGGAGCAACUUGGAGGAGGGGGAGGGCCGCCUUCGGUAGUGAUGGAGCUCAAGGAGUUGCUCGGCGAGGAGGUGUUUGCGGAGGUGAAGGAAAUCUCGGCGUCCUACCGGUCGGGGUGGAUGAUGCCUGGGGAGUACUUCAAGGCCAUGGAGGAGCGGCUGCCGGAAGAGCGGUUCGGAGAGCUGUUCGAAGGGCUAAUCGGGACUCUGCCGGACCAGGACAAGCGGAGAGAGAUGCAGGUCUUGCUCGCGGCAAGCCGGUCCGUCAAGGCCAAGGCCGCGGCAAAGAAGAAGCCCAAGAAGAAACCGCCACCCCCUGCUGCGACCGCCCCAGCCGCCGCACCGCCACCACCACCAACAACGACAAACGGAGGUACCGCUGCCGGGGCGGAGAGCUGGCCGGAGGUCGGUGAAAACUCUUCUUCCGCGGGAGCUGCCGGCGGGAAAGCGAAGACCCGAGGCAAGCAGGCCAAGAGCAACGGUGCAGCUUCGAACGGCAGAGGCAAGGCGGGGGGUGGAGGAGGGGGAGGAGGAGGAAAAUCCAAGACGUCGCCGUCGACCGUUGCCGGCGCUAAGACGCCGGGGAGCGCGGCCACCUGGCUCAAGGCCAUGGGCACGAAGACGGGGGGGGGUGCGAAGACCGGGGGCACCGGGAUUUCCAUCGUGCGACCGUCUGCAAGGGCCGGCGGCGGCGGCGGCGGCGGCGGCAGUACCGCUCCCAACGCGAGCUCUACCAUUACGGCCGUCGCCGGCGGCUACAGCGGCAGCAGGCUGCAGUGCAACCCCGGCGUAAGGGCGAGGCCGGAGUCUCCGCCCCCCGGCGCGCCGCUUCGGCGGCGGGACGAGGAAGAGCUCGUCGGGGGAAUCGGGCAGGCGGGGGCAUCCUGGGCUACUCAGGGGGGCUCGGGCUUCAAGGGCGCGAGCAAGGCAACAGCAGCACCUGCGGCCGAAAAAACCAAGAUCAGCAGGGAUGAUUUCCCGGGCCUCCCGGGGGGGGGUGGGGGCGCCGCCGCCUUGAGGGCAAACCGGGCCGACUUCCCGAGUCUCCCCGAGGAAGGGGCGGGCAUGCGGGGGCUGGGCGGCACCGCUACCGCUACCGCGUUCAAGGUCAAGCCGAGGGCGAAGGCUCCGCCACCCGCCCCACAACAGAGGCCGCCAACGGGAGACGACUUCCCGGGGUUGCCGAUGCCGGCGUCUUCCUCGGUGAUGCCUGGGAUGGAGAAGGUGGACUGGGGGGGCUCCGCACAUAGUGGCGGUUCUCAGAGGGGGGUGGGUGGGGGUGGGGGUGCGGGCGGCGGCGGCGGCAAGGGCACGAAGAAGAAGAACAAGCAGAAGAUGGAGAAGGACGCCUUGAAAGGGAUGGCGUUUGGAUUCCGGUAGUACAGAAUGUUUCCGUUUCCCUGCGAAAGGCCGUCUUCAUGGUGCUGUCUGACUGGUGGUACGGUAGGGGGGUGCGCUUUUGUGGUGAUAUCUUACGCUUUCGGGAAGUUUAAGUCCUGUUGCGGUGAUCGUACGGCGAAAUAGAACGCGUCCAAAAGGUUUGCGUAGAUUGUGUCUCGUUACCCGGAAGUGUAAAAUGAGGUGAGCCCCCUACCGUAGCAUCCCUCGUCUGGGGUCAUUUUGAGCAAAGAAUGCGCGUCUUUGGUGUGCAUGCCUGCGUUGUUGCUGUGCUACCAAAACGCCCUCUAUACCCUUACUAGCUGUUUUCGGCACCAUAGAAACUAAUAGCGACGUGUUGGCGCUUGCAGGGUACAUCAAAUAGGCGAUAGUCGUGUGCGUCGGGUGGUGGUGUUGUGCUGAUUUCUUGGUGCGGUCGUUCAAUGAGCCCUCGACUGUUUUGACCUUUCAAGUGUUGUUGCGUUCGGAAAAAAGGUCCCGCGUGGGCGAGUGGUGCUGCGUGUUGAUCUGUUCUUUCCCAGGUAUUCACCCGGGAACGGCUCUUUCUACAGGGAGUUCUCUCUUUGUUUUGUCGUCUGCUCUUUAGGGCGGGGUGCGGGAGAAUUUACGUGCGUUGGACGGCAACGUGGACGCCAAUGGGUUCGACGUCUAUUAGUAGAACUGCCCUUACGGCUAAUCUUUCGAACAG
This is a messenger RNA of Ectocarpus siliculosus, 3412 nucleotides long. The record is from the annotation of a GenBank genome assembly. Lineage: Eukaryota; Phaeophyceae; Ectocarpales; Ectocarpaceae.